AAUAUUCAAGCAAUAAAAAUAGCUUUAGUUCUCAAAAGAGCAACAAAUAAAUAAAAAAGUAUAAGCCUAAUAGAAAUGAAUAAUAGCCAUUUUUCCAAUGUUGUUGACCCCAGAUAUUCUAGUUCUAGCAGUUCUCCUCCUUAAUAACAAUUUACUUAAUCAGUGAGCUAAUUCAUUACAAGAUCAAACAACUAAUCAUAAUAUGUAUAACAUCCACCUAUUAAUUAAUCAGAACCUAUUCAUGGUUAAUCGAACUAAUAAUUCCUUACUUCUAUCGUUUAUCAAUCACCUGCUCAAACUAAUACCUAUACAACUACAUUAAACUAUGGUAAUGUAUCAAAUCCUUUACAGAGCCAAUAUAUUUCUGAUACUUCAAAUAUUCAAGAUGUUAUUGAGUCAGUCAAGAGAAGUGCAGCUCUAAGAUAAUCUUAGCAACAAUAACAAUCCCAGAUUUAGCAACCUUAAAUUGUUGAGCCUUAAAAGUUUGGAAACAGUACUUUAGUAAGUAGCUAAUAUGUCCCUUAUGAUAGUAAUUUAAAUACUUCUUUCAAUCCUAAUAAGUAAUAAUAGUCAUUACACUAAUAGCCUUCAUAGUAUGUAAAUUAUCUUUCUCAAAGCUAAAGCGGACUAGUUAAUAGCACAAAUUUGAGUGUACCAUCCUUCAGUGGAGCAGGUGGAUUGGGUUACUAUCAAACUCCUGAUCGCUCUGUUUAAAUUAAGUAAGAUUCUAACGCACAUAUCAAGUUCUUAACUCCUAACAAAUCACCAAGUGCUUGUAAGAUAGUAUAGCGCUCACCAACUAAGCAAUAAUUAGAUAGAGAAAUUGAUAUAUAAAACUAAAUUGCUUAAUAAGAGUAUCUUGCAUGCUAAAACUCAGUUAAUAGUUUGAAGAAUAAUAUUGAAUUUAUUAAUGCUACAAAUGCUUCACCUGAUAAAAGACAUACAGCAAAAUCUAUUGUCACUCAAAUGGGUGCUCCUCUCAAUUGA
Tetrahymena thermophila SB210 is the source of this 987-nucleotide messenger RNA. RefSeq lists its product as hypothetical. The record is from RefSeq and is a predicted model, not a curated record. The transcript has 3 exons. NCBI's taxonomy places the organism in Eukaryota, Ciliophora, Oligohymenophorea, Hymenostomatida, Tetrahymenidae.